CCCGCUCGGGCGCGUCGGGCCUCCGCCGCGCCUUCAGCUGGCUGCGGGGCAAGCGGCGCAAGAAGAAGGCGGCGGGGAGCGAGGGCACCGAGCCCGCUGCCCUCCGCGCGAAGAAGGCGGACGACAGGACCAAGAAGGCCAAGGGCAAAGGCCGAGGCUCUGCCAAAGCUGAAAGUGACAAACGCCAGAGUGCAGGGCCUGGCCAGGGGCCAGGGUUUGUCGUGGGUGAGCACCAGGACAAUGUCUUCUUCCCCAGCGGGCGACCACCUCACUUGGAAGAGCUGCACACUCAGGCCCAGGAGGGGCUUCGCUCCCUGCAGCACCAAGAAAAGCAGAAACUGAACAAGGGCAGCUGGGACCAUGGAGACACCCAAAGUAUCCAGUCCUCCCAGACAGGGCCAGAUGAAGACAGCAUCUCCUUCUGCAGCCAGACCACAUCCUACACCGCUGAGAGCUCCACAGCUGAGGAUGCUCUGUCCAUCCGCUCGGAGAUGAUCCAGCGCAAAGGCUCUACCUUCCGACCCCAUGACUCAUUUCCCAAAUCAUCUGGAAAGCCGGGGCGCCGGCGGCGUGAGCGGCGGAGCACAGUGCUGGGACUGCCGCAGCACGUGCAGAAGGAGCUCGGCCUGCGGAAUGAGUGUGAGGCACCAGGUCCUUCUCGGCCUUCUGGUCCACGGGAUGCCGUCCGCAUCCCCACGGUAGAUGGCCGCCCAGCUGGCCUGGCCUUAGGGACAGGGGUCCGGGUGUCCCUACAGGCCCUGGAAGCAGAGGCAGAGGCUGGUGCAGACACGGAGGCCAUGCUGCAGCGCCACAUUGACCAUGUCUACCGGGAUGACACAUUCGUUGGCCGGUCCACCGGGGCCCGGCCCCCGCCAUUGACCCGGCCCAUGUCCCUAGCUGUGCCAGGACUGACAGGAGGGGCUGGACCUCCAGAGCCCCUGAGCCCAGCCAUGUCCAUCUCACCCCAGGCCACCUACCUGUCGAAGCUGAUCCCACAUGCUGUGCUGCCACCCACAGUGGAUGUGGUGGCCCUGGGCCGCUGCAGCCUGCGCACCCUGAGCCGCUGCAGCCUGGUCUCAGCCAGCCCAGCCUCCAUCCGUUCGGUGGGCCGCUUCUCCUCAGCCUCCAGCCCGCGGCCCCGCAGCCGCCAUCCUUCCUCCUCCAGCGACACCUGGAGCCACUCUCAGUCCUCUGAUACCAUCGUGUCUGACGGUUCCACCCUCUCCUCUAAGGGGGGCUCGGAGGGCCAGCCAGAGGGCUCUGUGACUAACACUAGUGCGGCACCCCCUUCUCAAGCGGGCAGCGGGAGGGGCUCCCCUAGUGGGGGUAGCACUGCCGAAGCCUCAGACACGGUCAGCAUUCGGAGCAGUGGGCAGUUGUCUGGCCGGAGUGUGUCCCUGCGAAAGAUGAAGCGCCCUCCGCCACCGCCCCGCCGGACCUACUCCCUCCACCAGCGGGGCUCAGCCGCGCCUGAUGGGCCCUUAGGGUUGCCUCCCAAGCCAGAGCGGAAGCAGCAGCCACAGCUGCCCCGGCCACCCACUACAGGUGGGUCAGAAAGAGUGGGGGCAGCUCCCUGUCCACCCAACUCAGCAGGUGGCUGGGUGCCUGGCUUGUCGCCCAGUGGUUCCCGGCGUCCGCCACACUCCCCAGAACGGACACUUUCACCCUCCAGUGGAUACUCGAGCCAAAGUGGUACCCCUACCCUCCCUCCCAAGGGUCUGGCGGGUACCCCUGCCUCCCCAGGCAAGGCCCAGCCCCCUAAACCAGAGCGUGUCACAUCCCUUCGAUCUCCUGGAACCUCUGUGUCCUCCUCGCUUACAUCUCUAUGUUCUUCAUCCUCUGAUCCUACCCCCUUAGACCGCUCUGGUCCACAUAUCUCAGCCUCCAUUGGUGAUAGGUUCGUCAUACCUCCUCACCCCAAGGUGCCUGCUCCCUUCUCUCCACCUCCCUCUAAUAAGCCCAAGGCCGCUAACCAAGCUGCCUCUGCUCUGGUUGCUCCUCCUGUGGUUCCUGGGCCCGUCUCUACCACUGAUGCCAGACCUGAGACCCCUCCUGCUCCCCAGACAUCCCUGACCCCUCCCCAGGAGUCUCCUGGUGUCUCCAAAGACCAUUCACCCCCACCAUCCCCACCUCCCUCUUAUCACCCACCCCCACCCCCUAGUAAGAAGCUGGAGGUGGUUGAGGAGGCCCCACCAGCCCCAGAGACUGCUGAGGAGCCCCUCUCAGACCCCAACUGGCCUCCACCCCCACCUCCCGCAUCUGAGGAGCAGGACCUGUCCAUGGCGGACUUCCCUCCACCUGAGGAGGCCUUUUUCUCUGUGACUGGCGCUGAGCCUAUAGGCCCUUCAGAUGCCCCAGAGCCUGUCAGCUCUUUGACUGCUUCACCCCCAGCUGCUGUCUCUACCCAGAGCCAGCCCCAGGGUACCCCAGAGCCUCCUCCCGCUCCACCAGUCCCACCUCCAACUAGCUCUGUCCCUGAGCUUCUGACCAAGCCCCCUCAGAAGGAGGAGCCGGUGGGCAGCAGCAAGAGCAGUGGGACUUCUAGGGAGGACGCAGGUGCGCCUCUGGUCACACCCUCACUGCUACAGAUGGUGCGGCUGCGCUCUGUGGGCACUCCCGCAGGGGCUGCAACCCCAGCUUCCGGGCCAUCAGCCCCCCAGAAGCCACUCCGAAGGGCCCUGUCAGGGCGGGCCAGCCCUGUGCCUGCCCCCUCUGCAGGGCUCCAUGCUGCCGUCCAACUCAAGGCCUCCAGCCGAGCUGCCAGCGGAGGCCUCAGAAGUGCCCAGCUGAAUGGAGCAGCUGAGGCACAGCCACGGUCUCCCCAGUCCCCUGCCUCCACGGCCAGCUUCAUCUUCUCCAAGGGCACCAAGAAGCUGCACAUCGAGCGACCUGUGUCCCCGGAGGCCCAGGCUGACCUCCAGCGGAAUCUGGUGGCUGAACUUCGGAGCAUCUCAGAGCAGCGACCACCUCAGGCACCGAAGAAGUCACCUAAGGCUCCCCCACCUGUGGCCCGAAAGCCCUCUGUGGGAGUUGCCCCACCUGCUUCCCCUGGUUUGUCGCAGUCCCUUUCUGCUCCUCCCACCAACGGGCUCCCUCAUGCCGAGGACAGGACUAAGGGAGAGCUGGCCGAGAACGGAAGUGUGCAGCUGGCGGGUCCAGAGGAGAAGAUGAGUUCCCCAGGCUCAGAGCCACAGAAAGAGCUGGUCUGACCAGCACACUUGCUGGCACUGCUGACCCAUCCCAGGAAUACAAUCUCAGGGACCUGAGCAGCUCCAAGGACCCGAGGACACGGCAGACACAAUCUAAGGGAGGACGCCUGCAGCCUUAACCUCACGGCCUUUGAUAUUUAUGCAAGCCUGGUGUUGCCCGGUCCUGCAGACUACCCAGCUCUCAUGCCUUUUCCUGGAAGGAUGCACCUCUAGCAGCUGCUGCUUCAGCCUUGGCCUUAGCCUCAUCUUGAAGGAGGUAGCUGAUGGGAGUGGGUGGCUGCGCCCCCUGCUGGCUACAAGGCCACAGAGGUGGGUGCAGAACACCUCUUUCCUUUUUCUUUUUUUUUUUUAAAUAUCCAAAUCAUGCACAUACUGUAGUCCAGAAUCAAAGCACUUUCGCAAAGUGGCUACAUGUCCAUCUUCCAGGGCCUGUGAAGCCACAUUCCAAGGGCCUGUUUACAUGGUGGCAGCAUCAGUCUCUGGUAGCCAGUCCGUAGCUGGGGCCAGUCUGUCUUCUGUCCCCCUAAUCCAGUUCGCUCCUUUUCGUAGUUCUUGGAGGUGAACAAGUCACUUAUUCCCACAGGCUUCCCAGGCUGAGGGCAGGAGCAGGACUGGGAUUCCAAAGCACAAAAGGUGCAGUGGGGGCGAGCCUUCCUGUGCCUCAACUUAUCACCAAGCUCCUGCCUUCCAGUUCUGCCAGGUGCUCCAUGCAGGGGACAAGUAGGAGACUGCUAGGACCCAGAUGGGGUAGGGGGAGGACCAGAGGGGCGGGCUGAGGUUCUCUCCAUCCCCUGAAUGUGAAGACAGAGCAGCAGGUCAUCUCAGCCAGUCCUUGGCAUGCCGGGUAUCUGCCGGUUUCAAUUCAAUCGGGUGGGGCAGAUUGGCAGUUUCAGAGGCAGGAGCCCAUGGGCUUGUCCCUUUCAGCUUGGCAGGGACUACUGAGGUGGAAGGGGAGAAUCGACAAGAGGAGAGAUUAUUUGGGCAGCAGGCCCAGAGCUGGCCCUUAGACUUCUUUUCUCGUGAUGCCCUUUCUGCAGCUGCUUUUCAGCAUGGGUGAUUCUGCUGGGGGAGCUGAGGCUGAAUCGCAAGGAUAGGAAGCCAAAGGUGCAUUUUAUUCAGCUCUUUCCUAGUCAGUGAGGAGGCACGCGGGGCUCCUAGGGAGGAGGGGAUGGCUGUCCCCUAGGUGUCAGCCUGUGCUGCUGCUCUCACCUCGGGGAAUUUUAACGACCUCUGUUUUCAGCCUAUACCACCUAUUCGAUAAGCCGGCUUCCUCAGCGGCCUCCAUGAUGCGAUAGGGAUGGUCGCAGUGCCUCCCUUGACAGCAGCCUGGCUGCCACCCAGAGCCAUCCCUUCUUGAUCCCUUUCCUUAACAGUGGCAUGGACUUGAGCCUGGCAAGGAACUUUGUAUUUCGCUUCUGCCAUCAGGAGGGUGGCACUCUGGCUUGUCACCUGCUCCCCAAGAGCUGGGAACAUCAGGGGUUUGUGGUCUACUCUAGAGACUUUUAGUGUACCACCACCAUCUUCUCCCCGUAGCUAUAAACCAAGUUUUGCUCUUGCCCUGUGGGUAAUGGGGAGCUGCUGCUGGGUAUGUGCUGUACCUGCCCACUGAGUUGAGGAAGGACAAUCAAUAAGCACCGCUCUGCUUGGAGCUCCUCAUCUGCCCUGCCCUAGGACCCAGGACCCAUCGAAGCCCAAUGGAACCUGGCAGUAUCCUUGAGAUGCUCAAGGCGGGAGGGAUCCCAACUCGUGUCCUUCCUUCCCGUCCAGUGUUACUGGAGCCCUUAUCCUCAGUUAGGAUUUUCUGAGCUUCUUUCCCCACUGGGUGGGCCAGAAUACAAAGCAGAAGGAAUCUAGCAGAGGCAACCUUUCUUUGUCCUCUGGGGUAAAUGAACUUGACCUAGUGCAAAUGGAGAGACCAAAAGCCUCUGAUUUUUAAUUUGCAUAAAAAUGUUAGAAGACAGGAGAAUAUAUAUAUAUAUAUAUAUAUAUAUAUAUAUUUCUUUAAAUUUUUGAGUCUUUGAUAUGUCUAUACACAUAAUCCAUCUCCUGUGCCCUAAAGCUUGAGUGAGACACAUGAAAAAGCUGUGUUUCAUUUAAAGGUAUUAAUUAAUUAAAUGAUUGAAACUUG
Molecule: messenger RNA, 5337 nt
Organism: Chinchilla lanigera (long-tailed chinchilla)
Lineage: Eukaryota; Metazoa; Chordata; Mammalia; Rodentia; Chinchillidae
Gene: Nhsl3
Product: KIAA1522 ortholog
Biological process (GO): cell differentiation
Source: RefSeq, a predicted model, not a curated record